This is a messenger RNA of Cryptotermes secundus, 6587 nucleotides long. RefSeq names its product CUGBP Elav-like family member 2. The transcript has 18 exons. Gene Ontology annotation, biological process: regulation of alternative mRNA splicing, via spliceosome; mRNA splice site recognition. Gene Ontology annotation, molecular function: mRNA 3'-UTR binding. The coding region runs from base 1298 to 3301 and encodes 667 amino acids. Gene Ontology annotation, cellular component: nucleus; cytoplasm; ribonucleoprotein complex. NCBI's taxonomy places the organism in Eukaryota, Metazoa, Arthropoda, Insecta, Blattodea, Kalotermitidae. The record is from RefSeq and is a predicted model, not a curated record.
CGACUAGGAGCAGUAGCUACUUGUGAUACGAGAGUUCCACACAUACACACAGCGCUAGAGCUGCAGUCUGAUGUGUGGUCGCGGUCGGUGAGGACGUGUGAGUUGGUGUAUGUGCUGUUAAAUUGGUAAACAGGGCCAGUGCGAAAAUGAGAUGUUAUACAUAUACUCGCUGAAGCGUACACAUGUCCAUGUAAUACGCACGGACGGACCUGUGAAAUGUGUGACCCUUGUGAAAGGUUCAAGAAGUGAUGGUCGUUGCUUGUGAAGGAUUCGGAAUGAACCUGGUACGGCAGUGUUUAUAGGUAUUUGAAGCAAAUACAGAGUGAAAGCACUGAUUUCCUACAUGAUAAUAUGUGAAGUUGUGAAGGAUCGUGAUUUACGAAAGUAUCUUGGAUGAUGUUCGGUGCAACAGUGAUUUUGAAAAGAUUUGGAACAAUCGUUGUCUAGACCUAGACUGUAUGGCGACUGACAAAUUAUGAAUGACGGACCUCAUGGAGAACAUAUGAAUACCGUAGCUUAGAAUUGUGAGCUGUAUGGGAUGUCGGACUAUUAUGAGAGAGAGUAUAUAUAUAUAUAUAUAUAACUAGGUGUAUUAAGAAAGUGAUAAGGCGUUGCUAUAUAGACUGAUAGGAACAUUAUCUCUCUGUUCUCCGAACUGCUCUUAUCUCCUCUGGGGUCGACACAGCCGCAGUUGUGAUAGAAGCUACACUCUUUCAAGUUUGUGUUCAACAGAGACUGUACCUUUUGUAGUUUUUCGAGAGGAAAUACAUAAUACCCAGAGCAGAAGUGGUUCUUUUUGUGUGAAGUGCUUAAAGAAGAAUUAUAUAUUUGUUACUGACUGUUUGUGUAUACGCUUUAACACUUGUAAUGAGUUACAGCGGCGUUAAUCCAAGUUUGUAACUCCAGUGGUCAUUAUCUGGACUGGAAAGUGCCGUAAAAGUAACGACUAUUAAUCGAAGUGAAAAAAAGAAGGAAGUGUUGCAUUUGGCACGUUCAGAAAUCCCCCCACCACGCCUAAGUUUACUGGCUGUGUAUAGUGAAACACGAAGGCCGUGCGCACUCCACGGUCAUAGGUGAAGAAAGUGAGGUUAUAUUCCUUAGCGAAUCUUGUAUUAGAUCCGUAAAGAACAUUUUAUAUUAUUUGUAACACUUUAAACGAUUUGUGAAAAGGUUUAACAUACGUUUUUUUUCCUUUAUAACAAUUUGAAGUGAAAAAGAAGAGUUCGGGAAAGACAGCUGACGCAUAACGGCGUACUGUUAUUAUAAACACUAACAAAUAUAAUUUGAAAUCAGUCAUAUGGAAAUGUUACAUAGCUUGAACGCGUUGGCAGGCAAGAUUUCGCCCCAGACUGGCACGGACAGCAAUGCCAACAAAGUGAAUGUACCAGCCGGUCACCAUCACAAUCAUCACCACCAUCAUAACAAUAACAACAAUACGCACCCCCAUCCCUACAGCAAGCCACCACCGCCAUCCCCGGCCCCGUAUGAAGAGAAACAGACCAAUGGGACGAGAGGAAGCCCGGAAAUUAGUACGAUGAACAACCCCGUAAACAACAUGAACAACAGCAGCGGCAGUGGUGGCGUCAACAAUUCGGAGCAACCGGACCCCGACUUCAUCAAGAUGUUCGUAGGUCAGAUCCCGCGCUCCAUGGACGAGAAUGAUCUUCGUAAAAUGUUCGAGGAAUUUGGCCGCGUCCACCAGAUCAACGUGCUGAGGGACAAGGUCACCGGCCAGAGUAAAGGAUGCUGUUUCGUGACCUUCUUCACAAGAAAAUCUGCGCUGGACGCUCAAAACGCACUGCACAACAUCAAGACGCUGGCAGGGAUGCAUCAUCCAAUACAGAUGAAACCAGCCGACAGUGAAAACAGAAAUGAGCGGAAGCUGUUCGUGGGAAUGCUGUCGAAGAAGUGCACAGAGAAUGACGUGAGGGUGAUGUUUGGCCCUUUCGGAACAAUAGAGGAGUGCACGGUGCUCAGAGACACUAAUGGACAGAGUAAAGGCUGUGCUUUUGUUACCUACACAUCUAAACAGUGUGCCAUAAAUGCUAUCAAGAACAUGCACCAUUCACAAACAAUGGAGGGAUGUUCAUCACCAUUGGUAGUAAAAUUUGCAGACACACAAAAGGAGAAGGAUCAGAAAAGAUUGCAGCAGAUGCAGGCGAACCUGUGGAACCUUGCGGGAGUCAAUAUGGGGCCACAGUACUUGGCGGGAGAUUCUCACUCUUGCCUUGCGCCUACAUCAUUGCAGCUGCUGCAACAGAUUCAGGCAUCGCAGAGUGCAGCGGCGGCAGCUGGUGCAACGGCAAAUGGGCAGCCAGCUGGUGCAAGUUUGUCAGCGCUAAGUACAAUGCAGCAGCAACUCCUUGUGCAACAGCAGCUUCAAGCCGCGCAGAACUCGGCAGGUCUGUUAGGUCUCCAGAACUUGGCAGCCCUGCAGAAUUCCACCGGCCUCAACCUGAGUGGAUCUACAGGGGGUGCAGCGACUGAAAUCAACCAAACCAACCUCCAGGGACUGGCAACACUGGCAAACCUUUCAGUGGCAAACCCCACUAUUAACCCCAUGAGCAUGCAAAACCUAGUCACGCUAGCAGCCAUGACAGGGGGUAAUGGAGCCAAUCUUCAAGUAUCACCUACUGGAUCCAGUGCAUCUGGGUUAAGUAGUCCAGCCUUAUCUGGUCUAACGAACACCACUGCAGGUAUGUCUCUGCUUGGGAAGGCUGGUAACACAGGGUCACUAGCAGGCCAGGCUUCAGGGGGCAGUUCAUUGAGCCCUGUGACUAGCAUGGCACUGGGUGGGCUAACAGGGUCCCCACUCAAUACCAUUUCUUCCAUCAAUGGGCUGGGCUCCACAGGCCUCACACACAAUGGCACUGGACUUGAUGCACUUACAUCACCUUACUCAGGCAUCCAGCAGUAUGCAGGUUUUACAUCAUUUGGUGGUGGUGGGGGCCACACAGCGGGAGGAGGUCCAGCAGGUUUAACUAACUCCACCUCAGGCUCUGGGGGUCCAGCAGGCAAGCAGAUAGAGGGGCCUGAGGGUGCAAAUCUGUUUAUCUACCACUUGCCUCAGGAGUUCAGUGACAACGAUCUGGCAUCAACGUUCCUGCCAUUUGGCACUGUUGUGUCAGCCAAAGUGUUCAUCGAUAAACAGACCAACCUGUCCAAGUGCUUUGGUUUUGUGUCCUAUGACAACCCUGUAAGUGCACAGGCAGCAAUCCAAGCUAUGAAUGGGUUCCAGAUUGGCACCAAGAGGCUCAAAGUACAGCUCAAACGUUCCAAGGAGGCAUCUAGACCAUACUAGCCUCCAGGGAGGCGUACGUGCGCUCUGUGAUUACCCCCGGACCGACCGUCCUCCAUAACAAAUAGUCAUGUGACUCUUUCAUGUUUGUGCGUCCGAAGACUCAAAACUAGGGCCACCGGGGUGAUGUGGAAUCAUAACAAAUAACAAAAAAGUAAAAACUUGAUAUAGCAGCUUUUUGAUAAUAGUAAAUACCAUAUCAUCAUGAUGUGCAUCAUCCACAGCAGCACUUGGAAGCAGCACACAAGCACGUGAUAGACUGCCUCUUCUCCUGCGUGCUUGAAACAAUGUUUAAAGAAGAAAGUACAGAGUAAUUUUUAUAAUUAAAUAGUUCAACCCUAUAAACAAAUAUGAGAUCCUGUUAAAAAAAAGAGACUUAUGUAAAAAUAAGGCAUUGUCUGUCUCCUGUCUUCAUUGUAAUUUUUCUAUGAAAGAGAACGUAAUUUUCUGUUCAGUUUAUUUUUUCUCACUUGCAAUGUCUAUGGAUACUUUUAUGCAAAUUUUACCAACCAUUCAUCCAUUUUUUUGUAUGUUUUGCCCCCGUUGCUUGUGGAAGAUAUAUCUGUUUCAUUUUGGACGUGGGUUUGGAACUCUGAGGUGAAAUGAUUGAUUAAAAGGCAGUUUGAAAAAUUAAAUAAUAAAAAAGUGAGAAAUGGAUAUAUAGUAUUUGUAUCCAUUCUAGGCAUUUAUGGAUUGACUAAAGUUUAAAAAUAGAUAACUUUCUCAGAAAUGACUGGAUUUGAUUUUUAAUUGUUAUUUCUAAGUGUACAGGUGUUGAAAAGAAAAGGGGGACAGGCCAAAAUAGAAUACAGCUUUAUAGCUGCUUAGCUGUGAGACAAAAGAAGACAAAAAAUUAAUUAUAUUUAUCUAAUUUAUGUAUUGGUUAUUUCACAAAAAUCUGGUUUGCAAUUCUGUUUUACUUAAGUACUGUGCCUUGUUUUUUACAAUAAGUUUUCUGCUAGGGGUAGGAAUCUAAGGCUUGGCACUACAUGGCAUCAUUCCCAAGAUGGAGGAGUGGGACAGACUGUAUUAAUAAUAAUGGUAACUUAUAUUGUGCAAUCAGUUGUUAUGGAACAACCCCAUACCCUUUGCUCGAGGUGACACGUCAUAUAGUGCCAAAGUGACAGAAGCUUUCUUUCGAUAAAUGGCAGUUUCACCUCUGCAGUUCAUUUAGUAGCUGUUCAAAGAAAGAAAAAGUACUUUGUUAUUUGUUUUAAACGUGGAACUUGUUACCAUUCUGUGUAUGGAAGGUAUUUUCCUAGUCCUUCAUGAAUGCACUUUAACUGAGCAUUUGUUGAGUGUUAAGUUCAUUAAAUGUUAAGGGUGGAUAUUGUGCAAGUCUAUGUCCACAUCAAAUCAUAACAUUCAGCCAAAGUGGGAGUCAAAGAGUUACCGAAAGAAUAUAAAAAAUUAUUAUAACCAAAGAUGUGUCUUAAAUGUUUCCGUUGCCAGUUAUGUGUCUGUUAAAAAAAAAGCCCGCUAUUGUUGCGUUGUAUAACCAAAAAUGUUGAUGUACUUAAGGAAAAGCAAACUAGAUGGCACAAGGCACAAAUCAUGUGGAGCACGUUUGAUUUGUUUUUUGUGUUUGUCUACAGUGCUCGUUAAAUCCAAAGCGGGGCAAAAAUAAUCUGUAGUAAUUAAUUUGUAAGUGAGCAAAUGUAUAAUUACAUGUGAUAGGAUAGAUUGUUAUUAUUAAUAUCAUAUAUCUAUACAAAGUUUUGUUCAUUAUUUUCAUUAUAGUGGUGAAUGAAGUUUAUGUUUGUCUUGCAUUGGAGCAAUGCAGGGUGAGCCUAUAAAUGGUGUUACUUUUUGUUUGUUUUUUUUUGUGGGGUGUUGUUCAUACACAUUGAAUUGUUUUCUUUGUUUGCCAUGUUCUAUCAUUGUAGGUGGAAUUGUUAUUGUAGAAAACUGUAGAGAUGCGUUUAAUUUUAUUUUUCUUUCUUGUAAUGUUUUCUUUGUCAGCACACAUGUUUUACGUGUGUAUGUUAAUUUAGAACCUCCCAUUCAUUGGUUUGCCAACAUUGAAUAUUUGUAUAGAUUUAUGACUUGCCUGGAGAAUUAUUUUUUUCAUGUCGUGGAUGACAAUAAGUUAUUUUCUGUGUUGUUGCAUUGUGCACUUAAACUGUUUAAAUGGCAACAAAGCAAAACCAAUGAGCUGGGAGCCUUGGACUCUAUUCCUUCUGUGUUUAACUGUUGUGUUUCAGUCAUGAUGAAACCAGUAAUUUGGGGUAGAAGAAGGGGAAAGGGAUGAACUGUUGUGUCACCCCUCAGGACCCUAGUGUCCUCCUUCUUGGCCAUCAUGUUGCUAGGUCCCUUGAAGGGCUUUAAAAUGGUUUACUGAAGCCAGCUUCCUUGGUGAAGGCACAUAGUAUUGCCAUUAUAUAUAACUGUUUUCUGCUUUGGUUUAAAAUAAGAUAUUUUGCAUUUUUAUGGAUGUGUGUGAAAGGUUUUAAUAACACUUAUCACAGUUUUUGGAAGUUUAAAAUUAUGCCUUUGGCAUUAACAGAGUACACAACAAAUAUUCCAAGGAAGCACUUCACAGAAUGUUAAAACCACAUUUCAUUUGGAACAUGGCCAGUGUAUGUUUGCCAAAUCAUUCAAUAUUUUGUGCUUGAUUGGGAGGUUAAUGUAAUAAUUUUAAUUCUGUCAUAUUUGUUUAUUUUGUAAUGUAUCUAAAUCAGACCUACAGCUGUGUGCAACAAGUCAUAAAUACCUGUUCACAGGUAAUUUUCUUAAAAAAGGUAGAUCAGUGACAUUCAGAAAAGAUCAAAAUUGGGUAAUGUAAAAAAAUGCACAUUAAACAUGCACAAGACUUACAUGGGGAAUUGAUGUUAAGAUAAUUUUUGACACAGAGAGAAAUGUGGGCAUGCAUGCUUCAAGUGGCAAGUACUGAAAGAAAACUGUCUGUUGUCUGUCAUGCACAGAUGUUGUUUAAAAAAUAUAUGGAAAGCAAAUGGUCUACGAAAAUCUCAGGAACAAAAUGUAGUCGCCAUGUUUGUUUCUGUCCACGUGAAAUUAGCACAGCAGCAGUUUGUGUACCUCGCUCGCUCGACCAUGUUUUACUGUUUGAUAUGAUGUGACAAGAAGAGUGCUCACAAUUUGCAACAUGGAAAAGUAGACAAAAUAUUUAGUUUUAAAGAAGAAAACUAUCCACAGCAUGAAACAUCUUUAUACCGUUGUAGCCAAAUAAGUUAGCAUUACAUAUGUGAUUAUUUAUAAUGACUCCUGUGUGUACUGUAAAGGCAGCAUGAGACAGAUUAAAUGAAACCUAUUUUGGAAGUACAUUUGA